Cooperia oncophora is the source of this 279-nucleotide messenger RNA. The record is from the annotation of a GenBank genome assembly. Lineage: Eukaryota; Metazoa; Nematoda; Chromadorea; Rhabditida; Trichostrongylidae.
AUGCAUAAACUAAACUUUCAGGAAUGCAGUAAGAAUGGGAAGACAUAUAAGGAAGGAGAGGAGUUCCAAAUCGGCCACCUACGUUACAAAUGCCAAAAGUAUGGAUGUCUCACUGGAAAGAACAAAACCAUGAAAAUCGGCGAAAGCGUGACGAUUGACAACGUGAAGUCCCAGUGCCUUGCGAAAGGUAGUUCAGUGUAUUACAGAGAAACUACGAUCAAAGGCACACUCUGCGAUCGUCCAAUGGCCAUUCGUCCAAUGCACUCCUCAAAUAGGUAA